Penicillium daleae is the source of this 1494-nucleotide messenger RNA. RefSeq lists its product as uncharacterized. Lineage: Eukaryota; Fungi; Ascomycota; Eurotiomycetes; Eurotiales; Aspergillaceae. The transcript is spliced from 4 exons. The record is from RefSeq and is a predicted model, not a curated record. Gene Ontology annotation, molecular function: aldehyde dehydrogenase (NAD+) activity. Bases 1 to 1494 code for a protein of 497 amino acids.
AUGUCGGACCUCUUCGCUACUAUUGAAACUCCCGUCACCAAAUACGAGCAGCCUCUUGGCUUGUUUAUUAACAAUGAGUUCGUGAAAGGUGCUAAGGGCCAGACCUUCGAGACUAUCAACCCCUCGACUGAGAAGGGCAUUGUCGCCAUUCACGAAGCCACUGAAGAGGAUGUUGACAUCGCUGUUGCUGCUGCCCGUGCGGCCUUUGAGGGCUCAUGGCGUCAGGUCACUCCUCACGAGCGUGGCCGUUAUUUGAACAAGCUAGCAGAUCUGAUGGAGCGUGAUGUUGACACACUCUGUGCUAUCGAGGCCCUUGAUAACGGCAAGGCCUUUACUAUGGCUAACAUUGAUAUUACUAACUCCAUCGGCUGUUUGCGUUACUAUGCCGGCUGGGCCGACAAGAUCCACGGUCAAACUAUUGAUACCAACCCCGAGACUCUCACCUACACCCGUCACGAACCCAUCGGUGUUUGUGGUCAAAUUAUUCCCUGGAACUUCCCCCUUCUUAUGUGGUCCUGGAAGAUCGGUCCUGCUGUUGCUACUGGCAACACCGUUGUCUUAAAGACCGCUGAACAGACCCCUCUAUCUGCUCUCUACACCGCUAAGCUUGUAAAGGAGGCUGGAUUCCCUGCUGGUGUUAUUAACAUUAUUUCUGGCUUCGGCCGUGUUGCUGGUGCCGCUAUCUCUAAGCACUUGGAUAUUGAUAAGGUUGCCUUCACCGGUUCCACCCUGGUUGGACGUACCAUCCUCCAAGAUGCCGCUAAGAGCAACCUCAGGAAGGUUACUCUUGAGCUAGGUGGCAAGUCUCCAAACAUUAUCUUUGAUGAUGCCGAUAUCGACAAUGCUAUCUCCUGGUCAAACUUUGGUAUCUUCUUCAACCACGGCCAGUGCUGCGCUGCCGGAUCCCGUAUUCUUGUUCAGGAGGGCAUUUACGACAAGUUUAUUGCUCGCCUUAAGGAGCGUACCUCCCAGAACAAGGUUGGAAACCCCUUCGAGCAGGACACCUUCCAGGGUCCUCAGGUCUCUCAGCUCCAGUUCGAUAGGAUCAUGGAGUAUAUCAGUCACGGGAAGCAGGCCGGCGCCACCCUCGCUGUCGGAGGUGAGCGCUACGGCAAGGAGGGCUACUUCAUUCAGCCCACUGUCUUUACUGACGUCACCACCGACAUGAAGAUUGUCCAGGAGGAGAUCUUCGGUCCUGUUGUCACGGUGCAGAAGUUCAAGGAUGAGGCUGAGGCUAUCAAGCUCGGUAACAGCACCCAAUAUGGUCUUGCUGCUGGUAUCCACACAAAGAACGUGAACACUGCUAUUCGCGUCUCUAACGCCCUGCACGCUGGUACUGUCUGGAUCAACAGCUACAACCUGAUCUCUUACCAGGCUCCCUUUGGCGGCUUCAAGCAGUCCGGUAUAGGUCGUGAGCUCGGCUCCUACGCUCUUGAGAAUUACACCCAGGUUAAGACAGUGCAGUACCGCCUGGGUGACGCCCUCUUCGCUUGA